Molecule: messenger RNA, 1766 nt
Organism: Callorhinchus milii (elephant shark)
Lineage: Eukaryota; Metazoa; Chordata; Chondrichthyes; Chimaeriformes; Callorhinchidae
Gene: cunh10orf67
Product: chromosome unknown C10orf67 homolog
Exons: 17
Coding region: 133-1707 (524 amino acids)
Source: RefSeq, a predicted model, not a curated record
GAGGGAGGGAGGGUGGUGGUGUGUGCGCUGUGGUGCGGUCUGGUUGCUAUGGUGACGGCGGAGGCUGGAGAGGCGCCGGAGUGAGUGAGUGAGUGAGAGAGAGAGGAGAGAGAGAGAGAGCGGCCCCGAAGAAUGGAGGCGGCGAGCGAUCCCAUGAAGACCAUCUACAGCAACGACGAGGACCUGCUCGAGCUCCUCGCCUACUCGUUCGGGGAGGGCUGUUUUCCCGUUUCUGGUCUCUCAAAUGACCUGAAAAUAGGUUUCUUUAAAACCGAUCAUGCAACUCAAACAGAUGAAAGUGAAAUAUUGGCUCUGAAAGAACUGAGUGAUAGCCUGGCAUCUGUAUUUAAGGAAAUUCAUGUGGUUAAGAGAGACUUGGAAUGCAGCAAGAUGUCUCUGGAAGCAGGCUAUGAUUUGAAAAUGCAGGAGCAAUCCUUAGUCUUAUACAAAAGGAUGAAUGAUCAGAUUACUGUUCUUGAGACAUUGCACAGACAGAAGAUUCAAACCUUAUGCUCAAGUUUUAAGCAGCAGCUUUCAGAUGCAUUAACAAAGAUGAAGGCUGAAUACAAGAAAUAUUAUGCAAAAUUGGCAGAAGAAAAGAGAAUGAAGGUUCCUGGACCUUUGGGAAUGGCUUCUGUGAAACUUAAGGAAAAAGAUUUUAUUAUUGCAUCUUUGAAAGCCAAGGUAGCAGAUUUUGAAGAUCUGGAAGAGAAUAGACUGUUUAAUUUUGAAAUGGAUGAAGACGCCGAGAAAGAACUAAUUCUGAUACAAAAUGAAGAGUUGAAGAAUGAAUUAAACUAUCUACUGCGCAAGAACGAACAACUUACAGACAUUCUCGAUAUGAGAGAUGAGCAAAUACAAGACUUAGACACUAAUUUUAAAAAGCUAAAAAUUCAAAAUGAAACUGUUGAGACUGCAGUACAAAAGUUCAUGAAUGCUGAAGAGAAGUUGAAAAAAGAAUUGGAAUCAGAGAAAAUAAGAGCAAAACAAUUGUUGGAAGAGCAGAAAUCACGAAUGGACGGCAAGUUAUUUGCCACAAUGAUGAAGAUGGAAGCACGGGAUAAAGCUGCUAAAGAUAUAGAACUGACUUUGAAGGCAAAGGAAGCACUGAUAGCUAAACAAAAAUCAUACAUAAUUGAAACUAAGGAAUCUAAGGAUACUAAGGAAACUAAGGAAGUUAAGAAGGAAACCCACCUUGAUACAAGCCAAGCUCUUCUUGAAUUAAAGUUGUUGAAGAAGUUAGACAAACAACAAAAAGAACUUAUACUGGGACUUAAUAAAGAGCUUCAGCGAACAAAUCAAGCGUGGGAAAAAAAGUUUAAUAUACUAAGGAGAAGCCUCUUUGCUGUAAAGGAUGAGAUGUUCAUGAGAUGUUCUAUGCAGCGCCAAACGGCAUCUAUCCGCAAUUCCAACAUGAAUUAUGCACCCGAAGAUCCUGUAGGAAUUGUUUCUCAAGCAAACCAAUCACUGGUUGGUUCUCCCUAUAUGCCACUGCCUCAAAUAGGGUCCAGUCCUUCACAGCUUGCAUUGCGAACAAAUGUAGAUAAAACGUCAUCAGGAAGUGCUUUGGGGAUCUUUAAUUUGACUGCAGAAGGGCAAAAGCUGCACCUUGAAGGGAAAUUCCAGGUCUCAGGUGACCAGGAGGAAGCACUUGUUAGUGAAAUCGCCCCUUUUCCCUCCCCUCCACAACGCCAAGAGGAGGAAUAACAUUUCAGCAGUCGUUACAGUUAAUCCCAUUUUACUCAUUUGGUUGGCUGAUGCUCUUA